AUUCCAAAUUCAAAUGAAAACAACGCUGUGAUGAAACUGUAUUUAUUUUAUUUUUCCAAUAAUUCCAUUUGGUUCAGCUCGUCUCGCGCAUGACAAAAAGUAACGUUGUGUACAAUACUGAGAAUGUUUCAUAUCAUGGGGUGUUCUAAGACUGACUUUCAACGGUAGUCGCCUUCAGCAGUAAUUUUGGAUUGUUUCGCGUGUAGCCUUAGUAAGCGAUGUUUUUAAUUUGGUUGUUUUUCUAUUCGAUUUGGUUCUUGGGAACGGAAGGUAAGUUAAAGUCCAAGGCAGUGUUCGCCGCGAAAUGAUAAAGCGGCACCACUCUUGUGUACAGAUAUGACUGUUGACGAGGAUUGAUUCAUUCACUCAGACGUUGAUUAACACCAUCUUUGAUAAGCACAUAAGCAUUUUUUCCCUAGUUUUUACUACAAUAACAAACGAAAACUAUUUUUCGUUGCAAACAACAAAUAGUAAAAACAAAAUAUGAAUAGCGAACGUGAUGUGACAAUCUCAAAUAAUUCAUUGUACUAAUGUCACUUUCUAAAGGGAAAAUGGGUGGAAUAUUUCGAAUAAAAAUUUGUUGUACGAAAAGAGAAAGAGUAAUUAUUACCUUGAGCAUCGAUUUACAUUUUGAGGGAAAAUCGAUCAAAAUUCAGAAAUGUUCGAAAUGAUAAAACAAGAACUUUUAAUCUCACUUUGUAAGCGUCAAAAUAACUUCAAAUGUUCAACAGGACGAGUUAAAACUCAAACUGAAAUGCAAAUGAAGGUACAAAACACAUGAAUUCGUUUACACUAGUGUAACACACGCAAAAUCUACAAUGGCAGGUAACAUUUGUUUUGUUUCUUCUAUUUUUUUUAACAAAUUUAAAAGGACGCGACUCCAGACGAAAACGAUAGAAAAUCUUAUCAAAUUUAGAGGAUGUUACAUUAUGCCCUCAUAGGUGAUUUAACCUCUCCUUCUGUGAAACUUUUUAAACGAACACAACCUCUGAGAAAAACGAUAAAUUAUUCAUCGAAAAAACAUGCCAAAAUGCAAAUUAGCGUCCGUUCAUUUCUCACUCCGUCAAGAUGAAUGUUUACUAUUCCAAUUUACAUUUCAAGACUUAAAGUAACUUUGUGAUGUGGUAGAGAAUAUUUCGCUUUUACAACCUUCAACUUAUUUUCCAAUAUACAUUCAAAGAACGAGUUACUUUGUUUUUCAGUAUGCGAAAACAAGUACUUUUUGUAGGUUUGUCUCCUUAAGUAUUAAGUACGUAUGUUUAAAACCUUCUGGUUAUGUAACUUUUGUGGGUCUCUUUCAGCGAUAUUGGAACAAGAUUUUAGUUUUUCAAAUUAGUCACAACGCGUUCUGAUAGGGGGAGCCAAUUUUGCAGACGGCUGCCGGACUUCCCUAAGUGGAAAAGAAACGUUUUACGAAGUAUUAGGUUUUCUUAAUUUCGGCCUUGAUAUUCUUGUAGUAGGGCGCAUUAGAGGAAGGUAAUUUGCAGGACCACUUUGAUUGUAGUUGAAGCCGUUGAAGCCAAAAUUAUUUUGUUUUCCACCGGACCAAAUAUCUUUCCUCUGUAAAUUGUUAUUCUAUUCUUGUAUAAUAGCUUGUGGCUAGGUCCUGUAAGGCUCUGCCGGGAUACGCUGGGGAAUGAGGUGCCAGGUUUUCGCUUCAUCUGUUUGAUCAUUCUUUAGCCAGGUUCCGUUCCAUAAGGGGUGAAUUCCGAAACAUCAUCCUCGGCGAAAACUUCGUGAUAGCUUCCCAGCGGAAAUUUUCAUUUAAAAAGGGAACUAAGAUCGUUUAAAUCUGCUUAACGAGGCCAGAGAUUCUCUCUCGAAAACACAACAAAAUUCGACAUUCAAUACGAGCCAGCCCUGGUAACGAGCUUUUAAGGAGAGGCGGCCCCAUAAUGAACCUUGACAAACAGACCAGUAUAACAGUCUUAAGCAAUUGCACAGGGGCGGACAGUUUAUGUGACUUAUCUCGUUUAUGCAGGACGUCACUCCAGGUUUAUCAGCGUCCCUUCCAAUCCAACUUUUUCGCAUAGUGGAAACAAUGUGACAUUGAUAUGGCGCUAUCACUUAAGUCAAGCUGACAGGGCUAAUUUCCACCGACUACUGUUUGGUCAGUGGAGCGAUGGCGAUAUUUCAACACCCUUGAUGAGCUUGUCAAAGAAUGGAAGUUUGGUUUCGCGCUCCAAACGUAUUGAAUGGAUUGGAAACAAAACUACAGCCGCAUUUCGACUUUAUCGUGUGACUGCUCAAGAUGGCGGAGAGUACGGUUGUAUGUUAGAGUUCUCAGGGGCAUUUACUGUGCGUCAUACAGUACAGCUUGCAAUAGUUGGUGUGUAAAUGACUAGUCUCUCACAGUUGUCGUAUUGUAUUGGGAACUCUCUCUUAUUUUUUUCUUAACUAAUUAUUUACGGCAUAUUUUGCGAUAAUGUACCCUUAUGGUACAGCGCUGGAGAUAACUCCUCAAGACAAUUUUUAUUUUUCAGGUAAUCUAAUUGGGCCACUUAAUAAAUUAUUCAGUAUUUUUAUAAAGUGUUCAUCGACAUUAAAUGACUGUUUCGGAUAUUUUUUUUUGUGCUAUUAUCAUUUUGUAGCUCCACCGCAAAUCAAAGAGAAAGGCAGCAACAUAGCGAAAGUGGAGGCUUCAGUAGGUACCUCUGUCGUACUACCGUGUCACGUGACUGGCAAUCCUCAGCCGUGGAUUUUAUGGCAACGAGAUGGACAAACAUUGCAGAACGGCACAAUAUUGAGUGACUUAAUAAUACCAGGUGUUCUUGCAAAUAUGACGGGAUUGUACACCUGUAUCGCUGGCAACCAAGCUGGAAUUGAUAAAUAUCAAGUGUUGUUGCUCGUGACGUCAUGCGGGCAUUCUGGUGAUAUUACACAUCUCGCCCAAGGUAAAUUCACACCCAGGAGACUGUGCUUUAACAUUUGUCGUACAUUCACAUUUUAAACAGAUUUAGCAUUACUAUGACAUUAUGCAGUUACAAUGCAACUGUAUUUGAUGUUAUUGCUCGUAAUGUUGCAAUAAUGUAAAUAAUCUACUGCUUCUUAUCUCGCAGUUAAUGCUAUUAAUUAUCAAAAUAGUGUGCUUAAGUUUAUACUUCUUCCAGAUUCACUGCACCAAGACCACAAUCAUGGUAUGGACACCCCAGCCAGCUUCACCCCAACAAUAGUAGUUUGUGUGAUUUUAUUCUCCAUCUUUGGCGCCUAUUUCUUUUUCCGAUCUGCUGGAGAAAGAACCAAGAAGCUCAGGUACGAAAAUCUGUACUGUUGGAAUGCAUAAACGGUCCUCUCAUUUUGUGCUAAAGAACCUUCAGUUUAUUUUUGAGUUGUCACUUAAUAGUUUAUAAGGAGUUGGAGGAUUUUAACAAAGAGCCAUUAAAACAGGCAACACCUGCGAUAAAGGUAACAUCCAAGGGCUGGUGGAGGUAUCCGGCCUCAAAGCUUACGAUUGCUAGUCGGAUAUCUCACCUUGGAUGAGGUGAAAAGAGCUGAUCGAUAACAAAGAAUUUUAGCUAAAUUGACGUACACAACUUGAAAGAGAUGAUUAAUUCUCAGUUUUAAGCUCUACAUUACUUACCGCCAGAAGGUGACAUCAAGCACAAAAAGUUGAACAUAACCAUACUAAACGUAAAUAUUUCCGUUCAUUACAGGAAAUACGAUAGAAUGCCACAGGAUGAACAGGCAAGAAGCCUUAUGGGUGAAUGGUCGAACUUCGCCGACAAUGGUGAAAAAAUUUGAACACUUAACCUGCAUAAAUGACAUAUUACCCAAAAUCAGCCAGAAGUUUUGCUUUCUCGCCUGUAAUUUAUUCGUCAGAACUCAUUAAAAUUUAUUUGGAGCCUCAACGAUGAAAAACCCUACGCAUUCAAUUCAAUGACUUUAUCGAUCUUGAGAGUGGCAAUUAUUAGAAGAUUGCUUUUGAGAAGACUGUGGUGGACUGAAGUUGGUGUCAGCAGUACAGGAAUGCAUGUUAACGCGUGAUUCGAACUAAAGUGUGUGCAGGACUGUUCAUUUCCAAAGGAGUUAACGUCUAAAAUGCGAGGAAGUAGACAUUCUGGGUCAGCAGUAUCCCAGCAUUUCUAAGGCUAUACUACUCAAAACACCUACGUCCUUCCUCCUUAGGGAGAAUAAUUUAAAUCGAUUGCGAGGAAAAGACGCACUUCUCGUCAAUUCUGUUGA
This is a messenger RNA of Pocillopora meandrina, 4182 nucleotides long. Lineage: Eukaryota; Metazoa; Cnidaria; Anthozoa; Scleractinia; Pocilloporidae. The record is from the annotation of a GenBank genome assembly.